Messenger RNA from Aaosphaeria arxii CBS 175.79, 927 nucleotides. RefSeq lists its product as uncharacterized. The record is from RefSeq and is a predicted model, not a curated record. Gene Ontology annotation, cellular component: elongator holoenzyme complex. NCBI's taxonomy places the organism in Eukaryota, Fungi, Ascomycota, Dothideomycetes, Pleosporales. Gene Ontology annotation, biological process: tRNA wobble uridine modification. The coding region runs from base 1 to 927 and encodes 308 amino acids. The transcript has 2 exons.
AUGCCGCCUGCGUCGCGCGUUCCUGCGCUCUUGCAACCAUACGUCCGCUUGCCCAACAGCGACUCGAUACUCCUCGUCACAAGUACCCUUGGAGCCAGCACGAAUUGGCUACUUAUCCGCUUCCUGUGCGAUGCGCUGAACCCCGUCCGACACGAUGCCGGCCAGAAAUCGGACAACAGCAACAACGAUGUCAAAGUGAUCUUUGCAUCCUGGAUGAGGGACUGGGAGUUCUGGAAGGCCGAGGCAAGGAAAGGCGGAGGGCUCGACCUUGAGAGACUGAAGAGGGAUAAACGAUUCGCUUUCGUGGAUGGUACGCCAGGGCAUUUCACGCUCACUUCCCCAGACCUCACGCAAUUGCAAGAGACCGUCAAAUCCGCCCUCGAGUACCUAAACCCCAGCACUUCGCCCACCCCACCAACAACCCUCCUCAUCCUCGACGACCCAUCCCUCCUCCUAGCCACCGUCCCCAGCCUCACGCCCUCCUCCCUAACCUCCACGAUCCUAAAACUGCAAGCCCUCCUCUCGCCCUCCAUAUCAACCCCACCGACAUCGUCACCAAGCCAAAACGCCCACGCACACGCACACAUCAUCCUCUCCCUCCCCGCCGACGACGCCCUGCUCGCCCCCUCGGCCCCAACCCCCCAACCACUCGAGAUCUCCGCGCACAACAUCCUCGUCAAGGCCGCGCACAUGAGCGCCCGCAUCCUUAGCUGCCGCGUGCUGGACACGGGCGUCGCGAGGGACGUGAGCGGCGUGCUGAGGGUUACGGAUAAUGGGGGAGGGCGGCGGGCGGGAGGCGAGGGGCUGUUGGACUUUGAUGACGGGGGAGGAGACGGUGCGGAGGGGAGGACUGGGAGGGAGUUUUUGUAUAAGGUGGGCGGUGAUGGCGGGGUGAGGGUUUUCGAGAGGGGGAAUGGGGGGGAGUAG